This is a messenger RNA of Salmo salar (Atlantic salmon), 8069 nucleotides long. Its product is annotated as laminin subunit beta-1. Gene Ontology annotation, cellular component: laminin trimer. Gene Ontology annotation, molecular function: structural constituent of synapse-associated extracellular matrix; integrin binding. Gene Ontology annotation, biological process: tissue development; basement membrane assembly; animal organ morphogenesis. NCBI's taxonomy places the organism in Eukaryota, Metazoa, Chordata, Actinopteri, Salmoniformes, Salmonidae. The record is from RefSeq and is a predicted model, not a curated record.
CACAGUUGGGAGCUCGCCACGACAUACUAGAACAGAGUUACAGAGACCACUCGCUCACACACACACAGAGAGACACUCACGUACACAACUGCUUCAGGACUUGCUGACAACAACCCGAGGGAUAAUUAUCAAUGUUUCAUGCUCGAAAAUGUUGAUAUUGCACAUCGCAUCACUUUUGACCCUCGGGUGGCGCACCUUUGCCCAGAUGCCGGAGUUUGGGGAUGUGUGCACUGAGGGGAGCUGCUACCCCGCCACCGGGGACCUUCUGAUCGGCCGCGCGCACAAGCUCACCGCCUCCUCCACCUGCGGCAUUGAGAAGCCUGAGCGCUUUUGCAUCGUUGGUCACUUGGAGGAGGAGAAGAAGUGUUUUGUGUGUGACUCCAGGGAGAAGUAUGAUGAGAGGAUGAACCACACCACCAGCCACAGCAUCGAAAACUUGGUCACCACCUUCGCCCCCAACCGCCUCAAGACCUGGUGGCAGUCUGAGAAUGGUGUGGAGAAUGUGACCAUUCAACUGAACCUGGAAGCUGAGUUCCACUUCACACAUCUCAUCAUGACCUUUAAGACGUUCCGUCCGGCUACCAUGGUGAUCGAGCGUUCCAUGGAUUUUGGGAAGAAGUGGCAGGUGUACCGUUACUAUAGCUAUAACUGUGAGUCCGCCUUCCCUGGGAUAUCCGUGGGACCCAUGGUCAAAGUGGACGACAUCAUCUGUGACUCUCGCUACUCUGACAUAGAGCCGUCUGCAGAGGGAGAGGUGAUAUUCAGGGUGCUGGACCCAGCGUUUGAGAUUGAAGACCCUUACAGUCCCAGGAUACAGAACAUGCUGAAGAUCACUAACCUGCGUGUCCAGUUCACUAAGCUCCACACACUGGGUGACAACCUGCUGGACUCCAGAGACGAGGUCACGGAGAAAUAUUACUACGCCCUCUUCGACAUGGUCGUCCGCGGCAACUGCUUCUGCUACGGACAUGCCUCCAAAUGCGCCCCUGUCGAUGGGAUACAUGUAGGCACAGAGGGCAUGGUCCAUGGUCACUGUAUGUGUAACCAUAACACAGAGGGUCUGAACUGUGAGCACUGUAAGGACUUCUACAACGACCUGCCCUGGAGGCCUGCAGAGGGACGCAACACCAAUGCCUGCAAGAUGUGCGAGUGUAACUACCACUCCAGGUCAUGUCACUUUGACAUGGCUGUGUAUCUGUCUACGGGGAACGUGAGUGGAGGAGUGUGUGAUGAGUGUCAACACAACACCAUGGGGCGUCAGUGUGAGCAGUGCAGACCCUUCUACUACCAGCACCCCGAAAGAGACCUGAGAGACCCCAACAUCUGUGAACCGUGUAGCUGUGACCCGACGGGCUCCCUGCAGGGUGGUGUGUGUGAUGGCAGGACAGACGUGUCUGCUGGUCUGAUAGCAGGACAGUGUCGCUGUAAGACCAGUGUGGAGGGAGAGCGCUGCGACCACUGUAGACAGGGACACUACGGCCUGGGACAGGGACCAAACGGCUGCCUGCAGUGUACCUGUAAUCCCCUGGGCACACUGUCUGGAGGAAGCCCAUGUGACAUGGAGACAGGAAACUGCUUCUGCAAACGCCUUGUCACCGCCAGGAACUGUGACCGGUGUCUGCCGCAACACUGGGGCCUGAGUAAUGACAUGGACGGCUGCAGACCAUGUGACUGCGACCAGGGCGGAGCCGUCAACAAUGAUUGUUCUCCGAUAUCAGGCCAGUGUCAGUGUCGAGAACACAUGUAUGGGAGGCGUUGUGACCAGGUGGAGUCAGGAUUCUACUUCAUCGCCCUGGACCACUACACCUAUGAGGCUGAGGACGCCAAGCACGGCCCAGGUGUGACGGUGGUUCCCAGGCCCUAUCCCCUAAACCAUAGUCCUACCUGGACAGGGGCAGGGUUUGUCAAAGUACCUGAGGGAGCCCACCUGGAGUUCCACAUCAACAACCUACCUGACUCCAUGGACUACGACAUGCUGAUCCGCUAUGAACCACAGUUGCCGGAGCAGUGGGAGCAGGUGGAGAUCAGAGUGAUACGUCCUUACUCAAUGAGAGUGGGACAGCCAGUCAGCCCAUGUGACAACACGCUACAAGGAGGAGAUCAGCAGUUGGUGUCUCUUCCUCCAGGAUCCAGACACGUGCUGCUCCCGAGGCCUGUGUGUCUGGAGAAGGAGCGGAACUACACUGUACGUCUCAGUCUGCCUCUCUACUCCUCGCUCAGUGACGUCCAAAGCCCCUACACGCUCAUCGACUCCCUGGUGUUGAUUCCACGGGUGCGUGAGCUGCUGUUGUUUGAGGGUUCUCAGGGCGAGGGGGCGUGGGAUACGUUCCAGAGGUACCGCUGUCUGGAGAGCAGCCAGAGCGUCAUCAAGAGCCCCAUGACGGACAUCUGCAGCAACUACAUCUUCAGUGUGUCUGCCCUGCUACACCAGGGGGCUAUGGCGUGCCAGUGUGACUCCCAGGGCUCUCUCAGUGCAGUGUGCGACCCCAGCGGCGGGCAGUGCCAGUGUCGGCCCAACGUGGCAGGCAGGAACUGUGACCGCUGUGCCCCCGCCACCUUCCUGUUCAGCCCCUUUGGAUGCAGACGCUGUGAGUGUAGUCCUACGGGCUCUGUGAACGCUUUCUGCCAUGAGGUCACAGGUCAGUGUGAGUGUGUUCCAGGGGCGACAGGGCGUCAGUGUGCCCAGUGCCUGCCAGGCUACUGGGGCUUCCCUCAAUGCCAGCCCUGUCAGUGCAAUGGCAACAGCGACUACUGCCACCCUCAGACUGGGGAGUGCCAGGGCUGCCGCGCCUUCACCACCGGGCACAUGUGUGAAAGGUGUCUGGAUGGUUACCAUGGCGACCCAGUGUUGGGUUUGGGGGGUCACUGCCGCCCCUGCAUGUGUCCCGAUGGGCCGGGGAGCGGACGCCAGUACGCAGACAGCUGCUACCAGACUGCCAACAAUGACCAGCUGGUCUGUGUUUGCAGCCCUGGAUACAGAGGAGCCAGGUGUGACGAGUGUGCCCCAGGUCACUAUGGUAACCCCCAGGUGCCCAGCGGGCGCUGUCUGCCCUGCCAGUGUAACGACAACAUCGACCAGCUGGACCCGGGGUCCUGCGACGCUCGCACAGGCGUUUGCCUCACAUGCCUGCACCAUACCGAGGGCUAUGGCUGCCAGCGUUGCAAGCUGGGUUACUACGGCAACGCCGCCACCCAGAGCUGCAGGAAGUGUAUGUGUUAUUCAGUGGGCACAACGUCGGAGGCGUGUCCGUCCCCGGGGGAGUGUCACUGUGACCUGCAGACUGGCCAGUGUCCCUGCCGGCCUAACGUGAUUGGCCAGAACUGCGACCGCUGUGCCCCUGAUACGUUCCACAUUGGAAGCGGAAAGGGCUGCCAGACCUGUGACUGUGACCCAACCCACUCCUUUGGGACGUCGUGCAACGAGCUGUCAGGGCAGUGCUCAUGCAAGUCAGGUUUCGGGGGAAGAAAAUGCAACGAGUGCCGAGAUAAGUUCUGGGGAGACCCUGAGGUCAAAUGUCAAGCGUGUGACUGUGACCUGCGUGGCAUCGCCAGCGAGCAGUGCCACCGUUCGUCCGGCCAGUGUGUGUGCGUGGAGGGUGUGUCUGGGCCCAGGUGUAACCAUUGUGCCAGAGGGUACCAUGGGACGUUCCCCGCCUGCGAACGAUGCCACCAGUGCUUUGCCGCGUGGGACGGCGUGGUAGGGGAACUGUCCAAUCAGACUCAGCGUUUGAAGGAUCAUGUGACAGAGCUCCAGACCAGUGGGGUGACGGCGCCGUACAAAGACACCGUUAGCAGUCUGGAGAUCAGUGCUAAUGCUAUCAGUGCGAUAGUAGAGAACAACCCUGCUAUACAGAAGGUGGAAGAUGUACAACAGAUGAUGCAGCAGGCCACUGAGCUGGUGGCAGACCUGAACGAGAGGCUGAACGUCUCAGAGGGUUCCCUGUCCCGUCUCGUUGCCAAUGCCAACGACACCGAGGCCAGUCUGGACGCACUGAGAAAGCAGGCCCAAGAGCUAGAGAGAACAGUCACAGACAUUCGAGACCACAUAAAGACUGUGAAGAACUCUAACAUAGAGGGAGCGAUGGACACCAUCACCAAGGCCCACUUGGAGUCUAAGAAGGCGGAGAUCCGUGCCAAUCAGACCACCAGUUACCCCGACAACACUUUGGAACAGUCGGCUACACUACGGCGUGAAGCGGAGGCCAGACUGAGCCAGAACCAGGCGGAGUUUGACCUGAGACAACAGAAACACACAGAGAGACUGGAGAGGCUCGCCACAGAGCUCAACACUCUUGACCUAUCAGAGCUCAGCAAGCAGACAUGUGGAGCGGCUGGGGGGGAGGAGGGGUGUGCUGCGUCCCCCUGUGGAGGGGUGGGGUGUGUGUCAGAGGACGGCACCCUUCGCUGUGGUGGGGAGGGGUGUGACGGUUUGGUCACACAGACACAAAGCACUCUGAAAACAGCCAAGGACUUUGACCAGGAAAUCCUCUCCACCGUGCAGGAAGUGGACAAGCUCUCUAGGAUGGUGUGGGAGGUGAAGGUGCGUGCGGACGAGACCAAGCUGAAUGCUCAAGAGGUGCUGCUGAAGUCCAACCAGAGCCGAGACAGAGUGGUACAGAGCAACGAGCAGCUCCGCAGCCUCAUCAAGGAGAUACGAGGCCUACUCACUAACGACCGUGCCAACGUGGAGGUUAUUGAAGCGGUGUCAAAUGAGGUGUUGGCCCUGGAGAUGCCCACAUCGCCCGAGCAGCUGGAGGCCCUGACCAAGGAGAUCAGAGACAGGGUGGGAACCCUCACCAGCGUGGAGGACAUCCUCAGUCAGAGUGCCAACGACAUACACACUGCAGAGAGGCUGCUGGAGCAGGCCCGCACCGCCAGUCAGGAGGUGUCUGAGAUGAAGGAGACAGCUGCCCUGGCGAAGGAAGCUCUGGAAAUGACUGAGCGUGCUCAGAAUGCUGCCGUCGAUGCCGUCAAACAGGCCCACAACAACACCAGGGGAACACUUGACCUCACCACAUCUGUGGAGUCGGCGACGGCGGAGUCGGAGCUGCGUCUGAGUAACGCCACACUGCGUCUGCUGCAGCUGGAGAGAGACGUGACUCUGCUGAGAGAGAGCAGCCUGGGCGAAAGCCACCGCACACAGCACACUGAGAGACUGUCUGAGGCCGCCAGCCAGGACGCAGAGCAGGCCCUGCAGGAGUUUGACUUGGAGGUGAAGGGUAAAUACAGUGUUGUGGAGGGCUUGGUGGUGACGAAGGCAGAGGGCGUGUCUGAUGCCAGGAAGAGGGCGGAGCUACUGCAGCAGGAGGCCAAAGAGCUGCUCACCCAGACCAGUGUAAAACUACAGAGACUCAGAGAGUUGGAGAGGUCGUAUGCAGCCAACCAGCGUACUCUGGAGGCCAAGACAGUUCAGCUGGCCGGGCUGGAGGAAACGGCACGCCAGCUGCUCAAUGACGUCAGCCAGAAAGUAAUGGUCUACAGCACCUGUUCUUAGGGUAACCAUGCCAACAGCAUCCCUGGCAAUGCCUACCCGGAUGUCAUACCAGAGAUUAUGACGAUGUCUUCUUUAGUGCCAAAGAGAUAAUAUGACAAUCACUCAGGAGACUCCAAAGACCAAAAGCAGUAUUUUACCACUAAGAACCAAGUAUUCCAUAAAAAAACAUGUUUCUGUAUGAAACAGGUCUCUAAGCCAUAUAAGCUAUUAUCACAAGUAAUACAUGUUUUAACCAUAAGACUGCACAUAGAUUUCAUGAUUUUAGAUUCUAUGGAAAUAUGUUUUAUAAUCGUGUCUGUAAAGAUAUAAAAAUGUGUCUGGACCAAAGCAUACGAGAGCCUAUUCAGUUGUAUGAUACAAUUUGUACCCAUCAACCUAUUGCUGUAAUUUAACUUUUUAAUAUAAAGUAAUAACUGCAUCUUAAUUUUUUUGCAAAAAAUGCCUAGUCAACAUUGCCUAGUUCACCUCUACCUAAAAUUAGAUACUGUUGAAAUGUACAGUAUUUGGUGUUUGCUUUCCCCUAGUGGCAAUCUGAAAAAACUGUACCCUCUUUUUGCUGCAUUUUCAUCAUCUCUAGGGAGUAGCAGCACAGACACAAUUUCAGCUUAGCUUAGCCGUUAUGGAGUCCAAUUCAAUUACAGGCAAAUGUACUUCUAUCACUUUUAACUGUAAUAACAUACUGUUCACUCUGCCAACUGAACCAACCUUACUCAUUCACUGUCAUUGUAGGCUUAACUAGACAAUCCAUUUCCUACAAUUGAAAAUAUACUCUAAAACAGCCUACCUUCUAAUCAAUUUGGGCAGUUAGAGUUCUGCUUGUCUUUCUCCUGCCUUCUCUCUCUCUCUCUCUCUCUCUCUCUCUCUCUCUCUCUCUAUAUAUAAAUCAUCUUGCAUCAAUAUAUAUAUAUAUUGAUGCAAGAUGAUUUGUAGAUCAGUGAUUCUGAACAGUUCUUCCCUCAGGCUGAUCUUGUUGAGCAUAAUGAACAUCUCUCUCAUCCUCCCAUGGAUCCCUCCUUCCUCUCCGGAGGGUUUCCUCCUCUGUGACCAUCACACUGUAUCUCCACCCAGUGACUCAGACUUGCUCUGAGCAAAUGAGAUACAAAUGGCACCAGCAGUGUUCCGCCUGGACCUCUUCAUCAAAUGAGAUUUGGCAGGAAGCAAUCAAUAUGGCAGCCUUCCCUCCCUCUGAAAUGAGCUCUUUCCAUUUAGUGCUGCAAAUCAGUCAGGCAUCACUGUUUUCCCUCACAUAUUAACCCCACUCCAGCAUAUCUGUGAGAUAAAUUGCUUUAGAAAGUGGUCCAGCCAGUCCCUUCCCCUGUGUACAGUAUUUAUGGUACAGUGGUUUGACUGUGUGAUGUGAAUGCUUGUACAAUUAUAUAAUUUCAAUACAUCACAAACGUCAUACUGCAGUGCAAUGCCUCGUUCUAGACACAUAUUUUUUCAUCAGCUUGCAUGGAUGACACUCCGAAAACCUUAGACCAUGCCUAACCUCAUCAUCCAUUUGCAGAACAGCUAAAUGGAGCUAUCCUGUAGUAAAACACAGCUGUGCCUUGCAGGCUGGUCAGCCCAUCCAUCGUACGACAGUAAACAGCCAUUGACCUUAACCGGCCCUUACAUCACCUUCCUGUUUGGACCAUUUGAUUAGCAGCCAUUGGGCCCUGAGACGGCUACAGCUGCCGGGCGGAUACGAGAAUGAUGUGGUUCCCAUGGAGCUGGCCACGGGACACUUCUCAAUAUCAGCAUGUGUCUGCAUGUGUGGUAGAGUGUGGUUUUCCUGAAUUGAUAUGAGAUAUGAAUUAAAUAUGACUCCUUCCUCCUCUCUCUCCUUGGCCCAUUCCCACUGGGGUCUGAGAUGUGUUUACCUUACUUUGUGCCGAGUCAUUGUACUGCUGAUGACGCUGCUCUGAUCUCUCUGAUACACUUACAGCAGGAAGAUGGUGAGGAACCAUUUUAGAGCAGCCGCCAGACCAUAGAAGGGCUGCAGAGAGGAGAGAGAGAGAGGGAUCGAGAGAGAGAGAGAGAGAGAGAGAGAGAGGGAGAGAGAGAGAGGUAGGGAGAGCAAGUUGGAGGGAGAAAGGGAGAGAGAGAGAGAAUCAAUCAAUCAAGUAAACAUUUGAUUUAAUUAGCACUUUUGAAAAAAACAUUUGUCACAAAGUUCUUCACAGCAACCCAGUCUGCUCCAUGACAAGGCAGGUUGUUGCAGAGGAAAGUUGGAGAGGGCUUGGAAGUGAGUCAGCUUUCUUUAUGAUUAAUGGCUAUGGAAUGGAUGACGCUUUCCUAUGAGGAUCCGCUGUAAUUUCUCAUGACAUAGGUAGGUGUCUGCUGAAUUAAACGUGGAAUGGCAUUGUUGAUUCAAAUCAUUGGACACUGUGCAGCACACCGUAUUUUCUGCGUGAGAGCUAGCCAUCAUACACAAUUUGACUCAAUACUGGAAUGUACAAGGUGCUAAAACGUUCAUCAACUACUGGAUAUAGAGAGAGUCCUAAAUAUCAUAUCCAAAUAAAAGAGCAGACGUGGUUUCCGUCUGCAGUGAAUCAUUUAAACUAAUAUGCUCAUUAAAGAGUCUCCUCUGGCA